Molecule: messenger RNA, 1695 nt
Organism: Naumovozyma castellii
Lineage: Eukaryota; Fungi; Ascomycota; Saccharomycetes; Saccharomycetales; Saccharomycetaceae
Gene: LCB1
Product: serine C-palmitoyltransferase LCB1
Exons: 1
Coding region: 1-1695 (564 amino acids)
Source: RefSeq, a predicted model, not a curated record
AUGAGCAUUUUACAAGUCAAUGACACAUCGAUCCCUGAUGUAUUGCCCCCAUCAAUUCCCAUCCCAAACUUUAUCGUCACAUCAUUCUCAUUUAUAUGGUACCAUCUCUACACAAACAUCUUGAGAAUACCGGGAGGUCCAUACAUCAUCCAUUACAUCAAUAAAUCGUACGAUGAUGAUCCAUAUAGAACAUGGGUCGAGAUUGGUCUGGUUCUCUAUGCCAUCUACUACUAUCUAUCCAAACCAAGACAAAAGAAGGGUCUGCAAUCCAAUAGACCCAAAUUGAGUCCACAAGAAGUAGACUCAUUAAUCGAUGAAUGGCAACCGGAAUUGCUUGUGGAAAAUACCGAGCUUUCUAAACAAUCUUGGAGAUUGGCUUCCAUCCCGGAAAUUGUGGACGGUGGUAUCGAUACACACAUUGACCUGACUCGUAAUUUUGGUAAGGAACGCUUUAAUAAUGUUUUCAAUAUGGCUUCUAAUAAUUUCUUGCAAAUGUCCAAAUGGCCCGAGGUGAUCGAAUUGGUGAAAAAAACUAUAAAAAACUAUGGUGUCGGUGCCUGUGGUCCUGCUGGGUUUUACGGUAACCAAGACGUUCAUUAUACUUUGGAAUAUGAUUUAGCUGAAUUUUUCGGUACCGAAGGUGCUGUGUUAUAUGGUCAAGAUUUCUGUGUUGCUUCUUCUGUGUUACCUGCAUUUACUAAGCGUGGUGACGUGAUUGUCGCUGAUGAUCAGGUUUCCUUGGCUUUACAAAACGCUCUACAAUUAAGUAGAUCCACUGUGUAUUAUUUCGAACAUAAUAAUAUGGAAUCAUUGGAAAAUUUAUUAGCUGAAUUGACAGAUCUGGAAAAGAAGGAUAAACCUCCUGCUAUUCCACGUAAAUUUAUUGUUACUGAGGGUCUUUUCGAAAAUUCUGGUGAUAUCGCACCAUUACCAGAACUGGUCAAAUUAAAAGAAAAAUAUAAGUUUAGAUUAUUCGUCGAUGAAAAUUUGUCCAUUGGUGUCUUGGGUGCCACUGGCCGUGGUCUUGCUGAACAUUAUGGUAUGAAUCGUGCUACUGCUAUUGAUAUCACAAUUGGUUCCUUGGCUACAGCUAUUGGUUCAUCAGGUGGGUUCUGUCUCGGUGAUAGUGUGAUGUCUCAACAUCAAAGAAUUGGAUCCAAUGCCUAUUGUUUCUCAGCUUCCUUACCAGCUUACACUGUCACUACUGGUUCCAAAAUAUUAGAAUUAUUGAAUAAAGAUACCGUUGUGGUUCCUCAAUUGCAAUAUUUGUCUCAACUAUUGUUUAAUUUUUUCACUAAGGAUUUACAAUUACAAAAAUUCAUUGACGUUACAUCAUGUAUCAACUCCCCCAUCUUACAUUUCCAAUUAACCGAAGAAUUUAGAAGAGCAAGAUUCAAUUAUUCCAGUGAAGAAUUAUUCGAAACAAUAUCGACAUUGCAAAAGAGAAAUGUUACUGAUAAGUACAUUGAGCCAUAUGAAAAUGAGGAGAAAUUCUUACAACAUAUCGUGGACACUAUCCUAACCAAGCAUAACAUUUUGAUUACAAGAAACACUAUUAUAUUGAAGCAUGAAACGUUACCCAUCGUGCCAAGUUUGAAGGUCUGCUGUAACGCCGGCAUGGACACACAAGAGCUACAAUCCGCCAUGGAAGCAAUCAAGGCCUCUGUGCUUGAGUGCUGUACCACCGCCAACUAA